Molecule: messenger RNA, 1410 nt
Organism: Nezara viridula (southern green stink bug)
Lineage: Eukaryota; Metazoa; Arthropoda; Insecta; Hemiptera; Pentatomidae
Source: the annotation of a GenBank genome assembly
CUAAACAGCUGGGUAGCUAGCCUAAUCAAAGGUGGGGAAUCGCUUUGUUCUUGGGAAGGUUAUGGUUAGGCUACAAUUUGUUUUUCUAUUGGUUGAAGUUGAUGUUCCCAUUUUAAUUAUUGAAAUGUUCAUUUAUUAAAUUAAUGAUGGCUCUUCAAAGUUGUCGAAAAAUUAUCAACACAGUUUUAGUUGAAAGAAAACAUUUUUUUUCGUACAUUCCUCUUAAUAAAUAUGAUGAAACUUGUUUUAAUUUAUUGAAGUCCAGAAUAAAAUUUUCUGGACCCCUCACAGUGUAUGAUUACAUGAAAGAAGUUCUAACUAACCCUGUCAGUGGCUAUUAUGUUACUAAAAAUUCUAUUGGAAAACAAGGUGACUUCAUCACUUCUCCUGAAAUUUCUCAACUUUUGGGGGAAAUGGUUGCUCUGUGGACUUUAAAUGAAUGGACCAAGUUAGGCUCACCAAAGCCGCUCCAGUUAGUUGAAUUGGGACCAGGAAAAGGAUCUAUGAUGCAUGACAUUUUAAGGGUCUACAAACGAUUAAAGCUUGAUGAAAGUAUCAGUGUUCAUUUCGUUGAAGUUAGUGAUGAGCUCAGUAAAGUUCAAGGAAAUAAACUUUGUACUUCUGUUUUAAAACAUAACAAUAAAACUUAUUAUCAAGAAGGAAGAACAGAAAAUAAUGUGCCCAUUUUUUGGCAUAAAGCAAUUCAAGAUGUGCCCAAAACCUUUACAUGUAUUUUAGCUCACGAAUUUUUUGAUGCAUUGCCUGUUCAUAUCCUGAAGCAAACAGUAGAUGGUUGGCGAGAAGUCUUAAUAGAUCUUACUGAAUGUGGUACCAAACUUUGUUAUGUUAUCUCAUCUGGUCCCACGCCUGCUUGUGUCUUUAGUAAAUACUCCAACGGUCGAGAGUAUUUUGAAAUUAGUCCACAAUCAGGGCUUAUUCUUGAGCAUAUUGCCUGUAUGUUAGAAGAGCAUGGUGGCUUUGCUUUAAUUGUUGACUAUGGUCAUAAUGGAGAAAAAAAAGACACAUUUAGGGGUUUCAGAAAUCAUAAAUUAGUUGAUCCAUUAGAAGCACCAGGUUCCUCUGAUUUGACUGCAGAUGUUGAUUUCACCUUUCUUAAGAAUGUUACUAAUGAUAAAUUACUUUCUUUUGGUCCUGUUUCACAAAGGUCUUUUCUGAAACAAUUGCACAUAGAUAUUCGCUUACAGGUACUUUUGAAGAGCUGUAAGAAUGAGAAAGAAAAAAAUGACAUCUUGUCUGGUUACCACAUGAUCAUGGAUACUGAUAAAAUGGGAGAAUGUUUCAAAGUUAUGUCAUUGUUUCCUGUUGUUCUAAAAGAAUUCUUUAAUGAUUUUCCAGUUGUAGGUUUUGUAAAUAAAUAACUAUUUAUUUGUUUUUAAUUAUUUAUGAUAC